This is a messenger RNA of Bombina bombina (fire-bellied toad), 3106 nucleotides long. RefSeq names its product cyclin dependent kinase like 1 (gene CDKL1). Gene Ontology annotation, cellular component: nucleus. The transcript is spliced from 10 exons. The coding region runs from base 239 to 1297 and encodes 352 amino acids. Gene Ontology annotation, molecular function: cyclin-dependent protein serine/threonine kinase activity; ATP binding. Gene Ontology annotation, biological process: protein phosphorylation. The record is from RefSeq and is a predicted model, not a curated record. NCBI's taxonomy places the organism in Eukaryota, Metazoa, Chordata, Amphibia, Anura, Bombinatoridae.
GGGAAAGGCAGACUGCACAGCAGAGGAGCGGCCCCUCGGGCUCAGUAUCAUUUGACAGCCCGUGCAGCGGCUUCCCGAGAGCUGUGCGGAUACAGGUUUUUACCAAGAAACGCAUUGUUGUCUACAAAGAGAAUCUGCUCCCGCAAACUUAAGUCUCACACGAAGACCUUUACUACAGAGGAUCGGUGUUAAAAGUCAAGCUGGGCAACGAUUUGAGUAAAGUUUUGAUUGUAGUGCCAUGGAAAAGUAUGAGAAGAUCAGUAAAAUAGGAGAAGGCUCCUAUGGGGUGGUCUUUAAAUGUAGGAAUAGAGACACUGGGCAAAUAGUGGCCAUCAAGAAGUUCCUGGAAUCAGAAGAUGAUCCCAUUAUUAAGAAGAUAGCUCUACGUGAGAUACGUAUGCUAAAGCAACUGAAGCACCUCAAUCUUGUUAACCUACUGGAAGUAUUCAGGCGGAAAAGGAAGUUGCACUUGGUAUUUGAAUACUGUGAUCACACCGUUCUCCAUGAAUUGGACCGUUACCCAAGAGGAGUUCCAGAGCAUCUUGUGAAAAGUAUAACCUGGCAGACGUUACAAGCAGUGAAUUUCUGUCACAAGCAUAAUUGUAUUCAUCGUGAUGUGAAGCCAGAAAAUAUCCUGAUAACCAAGCACUUUGUUAUUAAACUAUGUGACUUUGGAUUUGCACGAAUACUCACUGGACCAUGUGACUAUUACACAGACUAUGUUGCUACUAGAUGGUACCGUGCCCCAGAGCUGCUGGUGGGGGACACCCAGUAUGGUCCUCCUGUGGAUGUUUGGGCUGUUGGCUGCGUCUUUGCUGAGUUGUUAUCUGGAGUUCCCCUCUGGCCUGGAAAGUCAGAUGUGGAUCAGCUGUAUUUAAUCAGGAGAACACAGGGUGACCUGAUUGCCAGACACCAGCAGGCAUUUAGCACAAACCAGUUCUUCAGUGGAGUCCGUAUUCCUGAUCCUGAAAAUAUGGAGCCACUGGAAGCAAGAUUUUCAAAUAUCUCUUCACAAGCUUUGGGAUUAAUGAAGGGCUGUUUACAUAUGGAUCCUGCCGAGAGGCUCACUUGUCAACAGCUACUUGAACAUCCUUACUUUGAUAGCAUUCGAGAUGAAGGGGACUUCGGAAAAGAUCCAGAGAGAGUCAGCAGGAAGCCGACAAGGUUACACAGAAAACAUUUCCCUGGGCUUCAGCACCUACCCCAGCUAACCAGCAGUAACAUUCUGCCAGUCUUGGAAAGCAAGAAAUAUUACUCCAACACCAGAAAAUUCAACUACCGUUUUCCUAACAUCUAACUGAUAGGAAGAGGUUGCACAGAGACUAGUUAAAUAUUUAUUGUUCUGGGAACAAAACGGCAGGAAUUUGUUAGAAGAAAAUGAGAUGCAGCACCUAUUCCAGUAAACAGCAGGCACAAUCUUUGAAAGUUAUUUAUAGGUUCCGGCAGUUUAGAUGCUAAUAAACCUGUUAUGUACUGAAGCAAAGAACAUCUGUGCACUUAGACAAUUCAUUUACAAAAGCCUUUUAGCUGCUGAAACCCAUGGAAGCAAAUGUGCUGUAAUAAAAGAUAAGCACAUAUAAAUAGAGGAACAGAUUUACAGUGUCUGUGUACCCCAUAUCAAAACACAUAGCCCCCUCUUAAUAUGUGCGUGUUAUACAAUCGGUCUGCAAGAAAAAUAUUCUACUAGUGCUCUCCUGUGUUGUAUACAUUUAUUAUUGUAAACUUUUUAUAUUUUAUUAGACAAAGUGCUGGAAAAACGCAUUGCACUGCUCUCUGACUAACCAUGAACUUGUGGUGCACUUAGUACUGACUGACCUGCAGCUGCUACUGGUCUUAACCAUGUAAAUACCAGAUCCUGUCUAUCACAAUAAUCCAACAAUGCAGUCAAAACGUAGCAGUUGUCUAGGGAAGAAACAAACAAAAUUGGAUGCAGUGACAAAUUUCGGGUCUGUUAAUAUGACACUAGGGAUCUAGCAUUCAGCCUGAUAUGAAAGCACAUAAAAGACCAUAUGAAUCUUAAAGGAGUGUGUGUAAUUACAAUUCUUGUCUUGCUUGGAAUCUUGUUCUUACUGCAGGAAGGGAAGCUUGCUUUUUAACCCUUUUGAUACCAGCAGGGGCGGAACUACCAUUGGUGCAGCAGUGCAUUGGCACUAGGGCCCAGUGUUUGGAUGGGACCCAUAUGCAUAGUGUGUAAAAUCCUAAUGCAGGGCAGCCUUUUAUUAGUAUAGGUUGCAAGUCUAUAUAGCUUUCCUCAAAAUCAUUAUAUAGAGCACCAUGUAUAUUCUUACUAUUGCUUUCAACUGGUUUACUUUUGGGGACCCCAAUUUUUUUUUUUGCACCAGGGCCCUCUUUGUUGAGAAAGCCGCUGCUGGAUACCAGAGAAGCCUGCAAAGCUGUACUAAAUGUUACCUUAGAUCAAUAUUGCUGGCAACAACAUUCUUUAUUUCAUUAGCAUCAAGUUCCUGGCUUUCUUGAGAUUUCUGCCUGUGACAUUCUAGCCACAAGAUCCUGGUUGGCAAAUUUGCAGCUGCGAUAUUGUAUUGUACACUGUAUAUGGAAAAAAUAUAUUUCCUGGCUGUUUAAUACUCCUAAAGAUUCAUGCGACCCAUUAUGUCCCUUUAAUAGGAUGAUCACCUAGAACAUAAUGUGCUGUUCAUUUCUUUAAUUAAACUUUGCAGUCCCUGGUAUAUGUAAACUUUAGCCCAGCAGAACAAUUUUUAGAGUGAUUUACUAGCUUUUUAUUAAUGAGUUUCUGAAUACAAAAGGUGUUUUUUUUUUGUUCUGUUUUUUAAAUCAUUUUAAAAAUGUUUAAAACUUCCAAAUUUGACUUUUAUAUUUAUAGUCUGUUGUUAAAAUUCACUUUUUCAUUCGCUGACUAUCCGAUGGAUAUAAAAAGACUAGUCCUAGUUAUCAUAUGAUGGUAACAAAAAUAAACUAUAGAAUAUAUAAACUCUUUGUUUCUCGUGCUAAUUUGGUCACAAAUGUAUAAAAACUGUUGCAUAUAUUUUUUGCUGUUGCAUCACUUUCAGUUUAUUACGUUAUUACAACAAAAAUGUUGCAUGUGCAGCUUUUGCAUAAAGUAAAAUAAUUUACCUCUUUUGUGGAA